Plectropomus leopardus (leopard coralgrouper) is the source of this 909-nucleotide messenger RNA. Lineage: Eukaryota; Metazoa; Chordata; Actinopteri; Perciformes; Serranidae. The record is from RefSeq and is a predicted model, not a curated record.
AGUAUUAUGCAGAUCUUUUCUUUUUUUUCCUCCUGCCUUUCAAUUCUUUAUUCACUCUUUGAAAAAACGCUCUUUUAAAAAACUCUUUCAGUCUCUUUCUGCACAGAAACAUCAUGAGCCUCUAUUGUCCUGCUCUUUAUUGGAGACUCUUUUCUGUCCAGCUGAUUCCCGUCCCAGUCACUUCUCUGAGCCAUUGUUUCUCACACUGUCGCCUCUUUGUGUCUCACGUCACAGCGCUAUACUGUGCUGGUGCCAGAUCCAGCGUCCGGGAGUCCCCCUCCCAGCCUCUGUGACCGACCUCCUGCAGCGAGUUUCACAGCAUGAGGACGCGAUCCGGGAGGGCAUCAGAAAGGCUUUGGAGAGUCCUCCUCCCAGUGUGAGCUCCGUCUCCGAGAGCAUGGAGGAUCUGCAGGUGCAGCCGGCGGACUCCGGCUGCUGUGGAGGAGAGGGAUGUAAAGACACGGACUGCUGCAGGAACGGAGACAAAAUGGACCUGGACGUUCCUCACCAGCAACAAAAGUUCUCUUCUGGAUCCACUGACGGCUCCUCAGGCUCAAGUGAAAGCCUGAACGAGCUCGUGCAGCGCUGCGUGGAUCUGGUGUCGGAGCUCGGACUGCCGCAGGAGCUCGUCAGUCACAUACAGGAGCUGAAGGACAUGUAGUGACUCACGAUCACAUCCGACAAUACUUGGAAAAGCACAUGAACUAUGAAUUUAAACCGGUUUUAUUGUACAUUUCUUACACGGCAGUGAAGUGCUUUUGAUGUAUUUAAUUUAAAAUAAUUUUGCAAUUUUAUUUUUUAUAAAAAUGGAUGAAGAGUGUGUGAAAAUAAACAUUGAUUUGCAAUAUUUCACUGCAUUUCUGUUCUCACAACCCUUGUUUCCCAAAUAAAAGAAUGAAAAGAAAAACA